CGCGGCUCGGAGCGCACAGAGCGCGGCUCGGAGCGCUGCCGCCGGCGCAUCGCACAGCCCGCUCCCGGCCCCGCCGCAGCCCCCCGCCCGGCCAGAUGAUGAACUUUCUGCGGCGCAGGCUCUCGGACAGCAGCUUCAUCGCCAACCUGCCCAAUGGCUACAUGACCGACCUGCAGCGCCCGGAGCCGCAGCAGCCUCCGCCGCCGCCGCCUUCCGCGGGCUCCUCGGGCCCCGCCUCGGGCUCUCCGGCCUCGGAGCGCCGGCAGCCGCCGCAGCCCGCGGCCCCGCAGCAGCAGCAGCCGCCGCCGCCGCAGCAAUCCGCGGGCAGCAGCUUCUUCAGCUCGCUCUCCAACGCCGUGAAGCAGACGGCGGCCUCGGCCGGGCUGGUGGACGCGUCCGCCGCCGUCUCCGCGGCCGUCGGCAGAAAGUUCAAGCUGCUCCUGGUCAUCGACGAGCCGCACACGGACUGGGCCAAGGCUUUUCGUGGAAAAAAGGUCCAUGGAGAGUACGACAUAAAGGUGGAACAGGCAGAAUUUUCAGAAAUCAACUUGAUAGCCCAUGCUGAUGGCAAUUAUGCAGUUGAUAUCCAAGUUAUUCGAAAUGGCACGAAGGUUGUCAGGUCGUUCCGGCCUGACUUUGUGCUGGUGCGGCAGCAUUCCUACAGCAUGGCGGAGAACGAGGACUUCCGCAACCUGAUCAUCGGGAUGCAGUAUGCCGGCAUCCCCAGCGUCAACUCCCUCGAGUCCAUCUACAACUUCUGUGACAAGCCCUGGGUGUUUGCCCAGCUGGUGUCUGUCUACAAAACUCUGGGCCCGGAGAAGUUCCCUCUAAUCGAGCAGACGUUCUACCCGAACCACAAGGAGAUGGUAGGUGCAAGCAGCAGGGCUAAAUCUUGUUUCUGUGCCUCUAAAACAGGGCCUGGGACACACAGUCUCCUUUUCCCAUCUGCUGUCUGCUCCAAAAGCCAUUUUGGCAGGGGUGGGACAGGGUGA
Messenger RNA from Hirundo rustica (Barn swallow), 992 nucleotides. RefSeq names its product synapsin-2-like. Gene Ontology annotation, biological process: neurotransmitter secretion. The transcript has 5 exons. The coding region runs from base 96 to 992 and encodes 298 amino acids. The record is from RefSeq and is a predicted model, not a curated record. Lineage: Eukaryota; Metazoa; Chordata; Aves; Passeriformes; Hirundinidae. Gene Ontology annotation, cellular component: synaptic vesicle; synaptic vesicle membrane.